This is a messenger RNA of Colletotrichum scovillei, 1068 nucleotides long. Its product is annotated as SET domain-containing protein. Lineage: Eukaryota; Fungi; Ascomycota; Sordariomycetes; Glomerellales; Glomerellaceae. The coding region runs from base 1 to 1068 and encodes 355 amino acids. The transcript has 4 exons. The record is from RefSeq and is a predicted model, not a curated record.
AUGGACGCCAUCGAGAACCUCCUAUCCUGGGCCCAGACGCAAGGAAUAACAGUAUCCAACGUCGGUCCCCGCGCCCUCCCAGGAAGAGGCAUAGGAAUCGUCGUAACAUCACCACUCAAAAAAGACGACACAAUCCUAGACGUCCCAAUCCCCUGCCUCAAAACAAUCGCAACAACCCCAAAACCCCUAACCCGCCCCUUCCCAAAAGAAACACACGUCCACGCCCUCCUGGCCCUAGACAUCGCCCUCGACGCAUCCCCCUCCUUCAAAACCUGGUCCGCCGUCUUCCCAACCCCCCAAGACCUCUCCUCCUGCCCGCUAACCUGGUCCGCCUCCUCGCCGACCCGCCGACCCUCGCCUCCCUCCCCUCCCAAGCCCUCACCCUCUCAAAGCCCAGCGCGAGAAAUUGAAUCCCACUGGUCCUCGUCUCUCCACGCCCCUCCCAGACCCCGACGGCAAACUCACGUACGAGUCCUACCUCCACGCCUGGCUCCUCGUGAACUCGCGCACAUUCUACCACGUCACACCCAAAACCGCAAAACGCCACCGCGACGACCACAUGAUCCUCCAACCCGUCGCAGACCUCCUCAACCACGCCUCCCGCGGCUGCUCAACGAUUUCUUGCUGGUCGAGUACGGCUUUGUCAUGAACCAAGGCGAAAACGAGUGGGAUGAGGUCUGUAUCGACGACCUUCUGCUGCCGCGCCUAGGUGCCGCGCACAGACGACGGUUGGAGGAAAGGGGGUUCCUGGGGAAUUAUGUCAUUGACGCCGAGACGGUAUGCUACCGUACGCAGGUGGCGCUGCGGACGCUCGUGUUGCCGGCGAGGCGGUGGGCGCAGUUUGUGGACGGGUUUUCGGACGGAGAGGCGGAGCAGCCCGAGGUCGAUGCGUUGCUGCGCGAGAUGUUGUCGGCGUACAACGAGGAGAUUGAGUCCAAGAUUGAGACAGUGCGUGGCCUGGAUGAAGGUCAGCAGUUUCAGCGGGACAUGGUAGUGGCCCGCUGGAAGCAGAUACAGCUGCUCGUACGCGGCACGAUAGACAAGUUGAAGGCUUCCAAUACACAAUAA